Talaromyces marneffei is the source of this 1119-nucleotide messenger RNA. RefSeq lists its product as uncharacterized. Gene Ontology annotation, molecular function: ribonuclease P activity; ribonuclease MRP activity. Gene Ontology annotation, biological process: tRNA 5'-leader removal; tRNA 3'-end processing; endonucleolytic cleavage in ITS1 to separate SSU-rRNA from 5.8S rRNA and LSU-rRNA from tricistronic rRNA transcript (SSU-rRNA, 5.8S rRNA, LSU-rRNA). The coding region runs from base 1 to 1119 and encodes 372 amino acids. The record is from RefSeq and is a predicted model, not a curated record. NCBI's taxonomy places the organism in Eukaryota, Fungi, Ascomycota, Eurotiomycetes, Eurotiales, Trichocomaceae. Gene Ontology annotation, cellular component: ribonuclease MRP complex; multimeric ribonuclease P complex. The transcript has 7 exons.
AUGCUCGACUUUGCAGACGGCGCAUCGGCGCACGAAAAAAGUUACAUCACCAUUGGCCAGAUACCAGAAGAUGUCAACCCUGAAUCGAAAAAGGCGCCGUUUUCGACUAUAUCGCAGCACGUGCUUGUCCAUACUACGGAAUUGAUUCUCCCUGAAGAUGUCUAUACUACGACAUGGAGCUCGAUACGGGAAAAGCUUGAAAAGCCGCGAUACAUCCAAGUCAUGAUGCCACUCAUCGCGUUGAUUGAAGGGGAUUUUUUCAAUGAUUUCGUCAAACCUGGGUCUGUUUUGAUGCUGUCCGAAGGCCGACCUGGAGUGGACGAUAAGUUUUCGUUAUCACAAGGCAUCCUCACCCUCCAGAUGGGCAGAGAGAAGUACGAACACACCGGCCUCACGGGAAAGCCAAUUCGCAGUGGAGGCAGAAAGCAUGCAAAGGAAAGAUUCGCAAUCGAGAUUGAUCUCCGCCAGCCUUCGAUGCUGCACGGCAAGAAAGGAUUCGAACGGAUCGUCUGGGCUUGUCGAAAUGUGCUCAAUGCCUCAGUCACCUGGCUUUUAGCGUGCGAUGCAGUCUCUCAGAACCCUCUAGACAAAGCUGCCGCCACCCUUCAGAAAUAUCAGCCUAGAAUCCUAGAUUGUGACUUUGAGGAAAUCGCGCACCCCGUCGUCAAUGUCCCACCCCUAUCCAUGGAUGAAGCGCGCUCUCUGUCCUCGCCAGCUGCCUUGGAGGACUAUUGUAAUGAUGUCUCCGAAUGGCUUGGCCUGGCCUCCCUACAAUCCCCUCGUAUUUCUGUAGAGGACAUAAUCGAUCCCUAUCUCAGUCGUUAUGCCGUAUCUCAGUCCGAGUCACUACAACCACGGUCUACAGCCCUUGUGAGUCUCCGCUGGCAAGGCGUCAUGACUUCCCGCUGGAUUAAUCAAUUGUUCACUUCUUGCCUCCUAGAACAACGGCUCCACACUGGCAGGUUGAGCGCCUGGAGCGCUCUAUCUGCCUCGACUUUCCAGCGAGUUGCGGUCGAAAAUAGCGAUGGCUACACUGUUUUGUCAAUGACGGAAAGUGCGAAACCCAGGGAAAGCGGAUUUGUAGCCUGGGAGUUCGUCGGUGCCUCCCUGUCUACUUGA